GAGGCUUCCGCCCAACCAGGACCAUGUGGCCACCAGUAGCAACAGACCAUCGUCGUAAAACAUCGCCGUACACCACUACCGUCCCAGGAUACAAUUGGUCCAGAGAAAUGCAUCCUAAUGAUAUACGAUACGCUAAUUCGAGCACUUAUCAACAUGACUCCGCCGACGGACACGAUGUUAAAUUUCUAGGAGAGAGAACUUCAGAGGAAACUGUCGUUGAAGUCGAGACGUCUGGUGUUAAUAAGAAUAACUUGCACGAUAAUCCAGAUGACUCGCUGUACGUUAACGUCGUUAACGUCGCGCCACGUCAGAGUAAUAAUGCUACUCUACGUGAGAAGCAUCGACGUUUCCACGAGUGUUCAGAAGUGAACAUGCCCGAGGCAAUGGUAGCGAUGCAGAAGUUGCAAAGGCUAAAAGAACUACAAAUGAAACGUGACAUGAGCGAGAGAUACUACACGCACGAAAUAAAACGACUGAUUGGUGAAUAUUACUUCGGUUCGAGAGUUGCUACACCGUCUCUGAGGCCUCAAGGAAAAUUACAAAGUGCCAGUUUCCAACAGUGCACCGAAGAUCGAUCGAAACGUGCACCAUACAAAAGUUUGGAACCAUGUGGUACAAUGACGACUAUCACGAAACUGGAUUGUGGGUGUAUUCAAGAAACAACGAGACCAAUCUUUACGACAGCGAGAGGUCGUGUUCAGAGGAAGAACUGCAGUCAAACACAAGACGAGGAGCAGGUUUUAAAAUUGACUUCGUCGAAUCCCCCAGAACACUUGCUGACUUCGAUAGAACAGCACAAGGCUAAACAGCGAAUGAAAUCAAAGAAGCAACUCUCCUCGCACCAUCGAACGUACGCGAAAAUUCUCCCAGAUGUCGAUCAAGGCUUCGAGACGGAAAACGAGAGAAGAAUCGACGCCCAAGAAAUAGAAACUCCAGAUCGACUGUCGAGAAGUCCCCCUCCUCGUGAAAAAUUCAGCGACACCUCGGCCACCUCCGUUUGAGGAAACUUCAUUUUUCAUUUAAUAGUAUUGUAC
Hylaeus volcanicus is the source of this 1034-nucleotide messenger RNA. RefSeq lists its product as uncharacterized. The transcript is spliced from 4 exons. The coding region runs from base 24 to 1001 and encodes 325 amino acids. The record is from RefSeq and is a predicted model, not a curated record. NCBI's taxonomy places the organism in Eukaryota, Metazoa, Arthropoda, Insecta, Hymenoptera, Colletidae.